AACUCUCUCGAUCCCUCCUCCUCCAUUCUUCUCUUGCCAACCCACAAACGAAAAUAUGGGAGAUCUCAAGUUCUCGAGAUUGUUUCUAGUGGUGACUUUUCUUGUGUUUCUGGGUGUCUGCCGUGUCUCCGUGGCAGCAUCCGCUGUACAGCAGAAAAAGAAUACCUACAUAGUUCAUGUGGCGAAAUCCCAAAUGCCAGCGAGUUUCGAUGACCAUACUCGCUGGUACGACUCGUCGCUGAAAUCGGUUUCCGAAUCAGCGGAGAUGUUGUACACUUACAACAACGCGAUUCACGGGUUCGCCACUAGACUUACAGCCCAAGAAGCCAAAUCCCUCCAGGACCAACCCGGAAUCCUCUAUGUUUUGCCAGAGGUUAAGUACGAGCUCCACACAACUCGCACUCCUUCGUUUUUAGGACUCCAACAGAGUGCUAACUUGUUCCCGGAGUCGGACUCGGAGGGCGAUGUCAUCGUCGCCGUCUUAGACACCGGCGUCUGGCCCGAAAGCAAGAGCUUCGAUGACACCGGGAUGGGGCCCGUACCUGCUUCUUGGAAAGGAGCCUGUGAGACGGGGACCAACUUCACUUCCAAUCAUUGCAAUAAGAAGUUGAUUGGAGCGAGGUAUUUUUCAACGGGCUAUGAGGCUACUCUCGGCCCAAUUGAUGUUACGAAAGAAUCAAAAUCUCCUAGAGACGACGACGGCCACGGCACCCACACGUCCACCACGGCUGCUGGAGCAAUCGUAGGCGGAGCUAGCCUUUUCGGCUAUGCAUCCGGUUCGGCUCGUGGGAUGGCCUAUCGUGCCAGAGUUGCUGUAUACAAAGUUUGCUGGAUUGGGGGCUGCUUUAGCUCGGAUAUAUUAGCCGCCAUAGACAGGGCCAUCGAAGACUCUGUAAAUGUCUUGUCUUUGUCUCUGGGCGGCGGCACCGCCGACUACUACAGAGACAGUGUUGCUAUUGGAGCAUUUUCAGCAAUGGAGAAGGGAAUUUUCGUGUCCUGUUCAGCUGGAAAUGCGGGACCCAGUGCUUAUACUCUGUCCAACUUGGCACCCUGGAUUACCACCGUAGGUGCCGGAACUUUGGACCGAGACUUCCCGGCGUAUGUCAGCCUGGGCAACGGCAAGAAUUUCUCUGGAGUUUCGCUUUACAAAGGUGACUCGUUGCCCGCUAAGCUGCUGCCUUUUGUCUAUGCAGGGAACGCUAGCAAUUCCACCAAUGGGAAUCUCUGCAUGACCGGCACGUUAAUCCCUGAGAAAGUUAAGGGAAAAAUUGUCCUGUGCGACCGUGGGAUCAAUCCUAGGGUCCAAAAGGGUGCUGUGGUGAAAGGAGCCGGUGGGGCCGGGAUGGUUUUGGCCAAUACCGCCGCCAACGGUGAGGAGCUUGUGGCGGAUGCCCAUUUGCUCCCGGCCAGCACAGUGGGUCAGAAAUCAGGAGACGCGAUUAGAGAUUAUGUAUUGUCGGAUGCUAAUCCAACAGCGACGAUUCUUUUCGAGGGCACAAAGGUGGGGAUCGAACCGUCGCCGGUGGUAGCUGCUUUUAGCUCGAGGGGACCAAAUGCAAUCACACCCGAGAUCUUGAAGCCGGACCUGAUAGCUCCAGGCGUGAAUAUAAUAGCAGGGUGGACCGGGGCGGUGGGCCCCACCGGAUUGGCAGAGGACCCGAGGCGCGUGGAGUUCAACAUAAUCUCCGGCACCUCAAUGUCGUGCCCACACGUGAGCGGCUUGGCGGCGUUUGUCAAGGGGGCGCACCCAGACUGGAGCCCAGCCGCCAUCCGCUCGGCUCUCAUGACCACGGCCUACACCGCUUACAAAAACGGCGGUGAGAAGCUCAUAGAUGUCUCCACCGGAAAGGCAUCGACACCGUACGAUCAUGGAGCAGGGCAUGUGGACCCCGUCGCAGCCCUCAACCCGGGACUCGUCUAUGACCUGACCACCGACGAUUAUCUCAAUUUCCUAUGCGCAUUAAAUUACACGUCCCUGCAAAUUCAAGGGGUCGCCAGGCGAAAUUACAGCUGUGAUGCCGAUAAAACCUACAGCAUCGGGGAUUUCAACUACCCUUCAUUUUCGGUGUCGCUGCAGACUCAAGUGAUUGGGGGGGGCGGUGGUUCCCGCAGCGGCGGCGGAAGCAAGAGCGUAGUUAAGUACACGAGGACGCUUACCAACGUUGGGGGAGGCUCCGGAGGAAGUACGUACAAGGUUUCAAUCUCGACGACAAGUCCAGCAGUUAAGAUUACGGUGGAACCCGAUACAUUAACUUUCACAAAAGCAUACGAGAAGAAGUCGUAUACGGUGACGUUCAGUGCAACUUCAAUGCCAUCUAAUACUAACGAGUUUGGUAGAAUAGAGUGGUCAGAUGGGAAGCAUGUUGUGGGGAGCCCUGUGGUCAUUAGCUGGAUAUAGGCUAGCUAGAGACUGAAAAGAGGACAGGACAGGUUACAUGAAUGGUGAAUUGCUGGGCUUUGCUCAAAGGGGCUGUGAGCCUAGUUGGUUUUACUAGUUUCUUUUAAGUUAUGAUUAUAAAUUCCCUUCUAUGUUUUGCGCAUUUAUUACAGUUUGAUUUGGUGUUGUUCUGCUGGAGGUAGAAAA
This is a messenger RNA of Coffea arabica (coffee), 2584 nucleotides long. Its product is annotated as subtilisin-like protease SBT1.7. The record is from RefSeq and is a predicted model, not a curated record. NCBI's taxonomy places the organism in Eukaryota, Viridiplantae, Streptophyta, Magnoliopsida, Gentianales, Rubiaceae. Gene Ontology annotation, biological process: proteolysis. Gene Ontology annotation, molecular function: serine-type endopeptidase activity.